CCGUGUCCCCACGUCGCACGAACGAGGGGGCCACCAGCUACCGAACAGCGAGGCAGCGUGUCGGGCUGCCUUCUCUCGUGUGCGUGCUUCCCAUUAGCAUGCUUAUCGAUAAGCUUGAGGUCACGUAGACACUCUGGCACCACGGUGGAGAUUUUUGUGACCAAGCCCUAACACUUCUAACUAGUUAAUGGUGGAAUUUACCAAGAAAGAAUGUUCUCGUUAAUUUUGGCUCUUAAAGCUGGGCAAGGAUCAAGUUUCUAACCCUCCCAUUGUUGCAGACUGAUUAAUUAUGUAAUCUUGAAGGAGCCACUGAUCUCUGGAUUUGUUUUCUCCUUUAUAAAAUGGAGUGGGACUAGAUAUCUGAUGAUAUUUAUUAUCCGGUAAUGAUAUUAUCAUUAAUUCGGAAAGUUCAUGAUACUGUGGGGCGGAGAAGGUACACGCUUUUCAGAAGCUCUUCCCUUGACGUGACUCAUAGUGGCUUAGGGUGCAGUCACUUGAGAUAAAACUGUAGGCUGUAGAUAGCUAGCUGUGAUAAUUAAAGAGUUGUUAGUAUGAUAUAAAUUAUGUUCUGCCAGGGUACAGGUGUUGUGAAAGAAGAAAAUUCUGGAAGGGAUCCGCAGCAUUUCAAACCCCUUGUGCCAUUACUGCAACUUACACUGUCCUGAUGAAAAGGCUGGAUAGAAACUUCCUGCUUGGGGGUGGCCUGGGUGGCCCAGUCGGUUAAGCAUUCGACUUUGGCUCAGGCCCUGAUCUCGUGGUUCCUGAGUUUGAGCCCCACGUCAGGCUCUGAGCUGACAGCUCAGAGCCUCCCUCCCUCUCUCUGCCCCUCCCCCCCUCAAAAAUAAACAUUUAAAAAUUUAAAAAGAAAGAAAGAAGGGAGGGAGGAAGGAACUUCUUGCAUGCCUGCCUUGAGGCCAGAUUGGAAAGCGAGCACGGAAACUGCCUCCUAGUUUCCGAAGCGUCUUAGCCCCCACUCAGCCUCGGAAACAUCACAGCUUUGUUUCCCGUAUCCUCACUUUCCACUCGACAGCAACUUUAUUCUUCUCGACUAAUUUAAUGCAGGUGUAGAUCCUUAGAUACAUAUUUUGGAUUUCUUGCUUUCUAGUCUUAAAAUUAGGCCCCAUUUCCUAGAUGACUUUAAUAACUACUGUUUCUCUCCAUUCCUGUGGAUUUUGGACCCUUGUCUUCAGAAGCUGGACCCUUCCCUAAACACUAAAACUAAAAGGGCCAAUUCAAAUUCUUCCACCGGUUUCAAAGGGAAUUGGAGCAAGAAUAACCACUUACAGAGUAUCUUCUGCAUGAAAGGGCCCUUUAGACACUUUGCAGGGUGGUCUCAUUUAAUCCUAAAAAUAACCCUGCAAGGAGUGCAUUAUUAUGUCUGUUUUAAGGUGAGGACACAACUCAGAUAUAGUAUCUUGCCCAGCAACAGGUUUGUUCCCCGUAUUCUGUAUCUCUAUGUUCUGGACAGACUGAGGUCACAGGACUCCCCUUGAAUUCCAGGAUAUUCGUGGUUCCCUUUCCCCCGUAAAUAAUAAACACAGGCCGAGUUCCCCAGUGCCUCGUCUCCUCCUGAUCCCGGGGUAUUAAGUGUGCUCAUUUCCCUCUUAUCUGUCCUUCAACCCCCAGCUUAAAUGUCCUCUUAAAGAGAUACUUCACUUACUAUUCUCUGAUCUCGUCAGUCUGAAAUUUUGUUGUGUUUACGUACAGUGGUGUAUCGAGCAAUGGAUUGUUCUCGUUUAUAUUCAUAUGCUCCCUCCCACUAGCUGGAGAUUCGAGGACAGGGCUCAGUGGGUCGUGACUGGUGUGAGUCUCUCUAGAAUCACGGUGCGUGGCUCAGUGCUGUGCUUUGGCAGACAUUCGCAGAUCAAUCAGACUCCCAAACAUACCUUCCCCAUAAACUUCAGAAGAGAUGUUUACGUACACUCUAACUCUGACUUUCUGUUGCUUUUGUCUCUGCGGUGGGAGAAUUCAGGGGAUGUGACACGACGAUCGAACCCGACAGGGCCGAGCGGCGCCUCUCCGGACUCAGCAUGCUACAACGUAAGGGUCAUUCAUCUAAACAAGAUAACUUAGCAGUCACUGCAGUUGCUUUACAAGAUCACAUUUUACAUGACCUUCAACUUCGAAAUCUUUCAAUAGCAGAUCCUUCCAAGACAAAGGCACAACAGAGAGACACCAGAUCCAGGUCUCUAAAAAGAAAUACAAAAGCAGUAAUAGAUACUGGCCUUAAAACAAUGGUACAAGGCCCUAAAGUGGAAGAUCCAGAAAAAGAAUAUGUUCUUGAUCCAAAACCACCACCACUAACUUUAGCUCAGAAGUUGGGCCUGUUUGAACCUCCCCCAUUGCCACUAUCAUCAGAGGAAUGGGAAAAAGUGAAACAAAGAUCCAUCAUGCAAGGGGACUCAACGCAGCCAUGCCCAAUAUGCAAAGAAGAAUUUGAACUUCGCCCCCAGGUGCUGCUUUCAUGUUCGCAUGUGUUUCACAGAGCAUGCCUCCAGGCUUUUGAAAAAUUCGCAAAUAAAAAAACCUGCCCCCUCUGUAGAAAGAAUCAGUACCAAACCAGAGUGAUUCACGACGGAGCGCGGCUGUUCAAAGUAAAGUGUGCGACAAGGAUCCAGGCCUCCUGGAGGGGACACGUGGUUAGGAAGUGGUACCGAGACCUGAGGAGAACAGUGCCGCCCACGGACGCCAAGUUGAGGAGAAAAUUCUUUGAAGGAAAGGUCGUUGGUCCAGGCGACAUAGUUACGGGUGUGUGCGAAAGAAAAUUGGGACCUUGGCUGACUGUGAUGGCAUUAUGUCUCGGAUUUAAUCAAGAAAACACAGCUGAUUUGUGCUCAGGAGCAGGACAACACCAAAUGCAACGUCCAUUCUGGCAGGUGCGAAGUGAUGUCUCACUGCAGUUUCGGUUUGCAUUUCCCUGACGGUGAUGAUGAGCAUCUUCCGUUUCUGUUGGCCGUCAGCAUGUCUUCCUCGGAGAAAUGUCUGUUCAUGUCUUGUGCCGUCUUUUGACUGGAUUAUUCGGGGUUUUUUGGUGUUGACUUAUGUAAGUUCUCCAUAUAUUUUGGACACUAGCCCUUUAUCAGAUAAGCCAUUUGCAAAUAUCUUCUGCCAUUUGUAGGUUGUUUUCUAGUUUUGCUGUUUCUUUCGCCAUGCAGAACCUUUUUAUUUUGAUGUCGUCGCAAUAGUUUAUUUUUGCUUUUGUUUCCUUUGCCUCAGGAGACAUAUCUAGAAAAACAUCGCUACAGCCGAUGACAGAGACAUUGCUGCCUAUGUUCUCCUCUAGGAUUUUUAUGGUUUCAGGUCUUAUAUUUAGGUCUUUAAUCCAUUUUGUUUUUGUUUUUUUACGUUUUACUUAUUUUUGAGAGAGACAGCGUGAGCCAGGUAGGGGCAGCAGGGUGGGGGUGGGGGUGGCGGGCAGAGGAUCCAGAGCGGGCUCCAAGCUGACAGCAGAGAGCACACUGCGGGGCUCAAACUCACAAACCAUGAGGUCAUGACCUGAGCUGAAGUUGGAUGCUCAACCAACUGAGCCCCGCCGGUGCCCCGGUUUUCAAUCCAUUUUGAAUUCAUUUUCAUGUAUGGUGUAAGAAAGCGGUCCCGUUUCAUUCUUUCGCACGUGGCUGUCCAGUUUUCCCAGCACCACUUGCUGAAGGGACUUUUUCCUAUGGAACAUUCUUUCCUCUUUUCUUGAAGAUUAAUUGGCCUCACGAUUGUGGGUUUUCCUCAGUCUGGAUUUUCCAUUCUGUCGCACUGACCGUGUGUCUGCGUCUGCACCGGCCCCGGACUGUGGUCACGACUACAGCUUUGUUAUGUCACUUGAAGUCACACGGUUGCGGUGCAUCCAACUUUGCUUUUCUUUUUCAAAAUUGCUUUGGCUGUUCGGGAUCUCUUGCGGUUCCAUAUACAUUUUAGGAUUGCCAGACCUCAUUUUAAAUAAAUGAAAUGUGCAUUUAC
Messenger RNA from Neofelis nebulosa (Clouded leopard), 3951 nucleotides. It is a transcript of the gene RNF32, whose product is annotated as ring finger protein 32. Bases 2031 to 2921 code for a protein of 296 amino acids. Gene Ontology annotation, molecular function: protein binding. The transcript has 8 exons. NCBI's taxonomy places the organism in Eukaryota, Metazoa, Chordata, Mammalia, Carnivora, Felidae. The record is from RefSeq and is a predicted model, not a curated record.